Molecule: messenger RNA, 1029 nt
Organism: Alternaria ethzedia
Lineage: Eukaryota; Fungi; Ascomycota; Dothideomycetes; Pleosporales; Pleosporaceae
Exons: 4
Coding region: 1-1029 (342 amino acids)
Source: RefSeq, a predicted model, not a curated record
AUGCCUUUCUGGCUCCAUACGCAACAUCCCGAUACCAACACUCUUGAAGCAUUCCCCUGCCACUACGACGUCGCCACCGAACUCAUCCGCAACCUACCGGAACAUGACCUGCAGACCAAGGAAAAAGAAAAAGAAAUAGAGAUAGCCAUACAACGAGAUGGGGAGACACAUUUCAUCGAAGCGAUACGCAAACAGAUUGAUACUGUAAACCAGGAAAAGAUUAAGAAUACGCUAGCUGUGCUUUCGGAGAUCGCUGUGCGUGCGGCUGCUUUCCUCCAAAAGUGUGACUUCACGGUUACGAAGGAAACUGCCCACGAAUUUUCCAUGGAUGCAAUCAUGUACACCCGUUCGAUCGUAUCAGAGCCUUUCAGCAUGGUUCCACUGGCUGAGAGGUGCGAUUUGGCGCGCCUCGAUGUAAUGGUGUUGGCACGUUCACUGUUGCACCAAGCAUUUGCCAUUGCGAAGACGACUCCGGUGCGGCAGGAACUAGCCUGGCGUCUCCAUCACUGGAUGGCGCAUCGCGUGAAGGAUGCUUUCAGGCUUGAAGUCCGUGGCCACUUCCGCUACUUCGAGAUUGGAAACGCAGUGACCGAAGUCAUGCACAGUCCAUUCCGAUGGCAAGGUUUCUUCGCUGCGAAUCCGACGCCGCUUGCUAAUUUUCUUCCUCACGGUUGGGAAGACCAGGAUGGGCACCGUUUCUCCUAUGGCGAACUGACUAUUCCGCUGCUCGAGGAGGAGGAGCAUGUGCCUUGGUUCAUGGAGGACGUGGAUAGGGAGCCGGAUAGUCCGCGACGAAGUGCGCGUAUCUGCUCUUCACCGCCUAUCAUUUACGACGACGAGGAGAUGGACGAAGAGAUGGACGAAGAGUUGGACGAGGAGUUGGACGAGGAGUUGGACGAAGAAGUCGAAGAAGAGGUGUACGUGGUGGACGAAGAAGUGAACGAGUGGGUGGACAAACGGGUGAACGAGUGGGUGAACGAGUGGGUGAACGAGCAGGUAGACGAGGAGAUGGACGAAGCGAUGGACUAG